This is a messenger RNA of Anoplopoma fimbria (sablefish), 3270 nucleotides long. It is a transcript of the gene cab39, whose product is annotated as calcium binding protein 39. The transcript has 9 exons. Bases 171 to 1196 code for a protein of 341 amino acids. Lineage: Eukaryota; Metazoa; Chordata; Actinopteri; Perciformes; Anoplopomatidae. Gene Ontology annotation, molecular function: protein serine/threonine kinase activator activity. Gene Ontology annotation, biological process: intracellular signal transduction. The record is from RefSeq and is a predicted model, not a curated record.
CUCCGCUGCAAACGACACCAGUCGAGCUCCAGAGACACAGCAAGGAAACAACAACGGGGGGGGCUUGCAAGAGACGAAACAGUACGCUACACACGAGGGGGACACACUAGAGAACCCACCACUACAAGGUGGACAGCCCUCUGCCUGGUUGCCCGUGGUAACUCUCCACCAUGCCUUUCCCCUUUGGCAAGUCCCACAAGUCGCCGGCGGACAUCGUCAAGAACCUCAAGGACAGCAUGGCGGUGCUUGAGAAGCAUGACAUUUCUGACAAAAAGGCUGAGAAGGCCACAGAGGAGGUGUCAAAAAGCCUGGUGGCCAUGAAGGAGAUCCUCUAUGGGACGAACGAGAAAGAGCCCCAAACGGAAGCAGUGGCCCAGCUGGCCCAGGAGCUCUACAACAGCGGCUUGCUCAGCACCCUAAUAGCAGACCUCCAGCUCAUCGACUUUGAGGGUAAAAAAGAUGUAGCUCAGAUCUUCAACAACAUCCUGAGGCGUCAGAUUGGGACCCGGACGCCCACGGUGGAAUACCUCUGCACCCAGCAGAAUAUCCUCUUCAUGUUGCUGAAAGGGUAUGAGUCUCCAGAGAUUGCCCUAAACUGCGGUAUCAUGUUGAGAGAGUGCAUCAGACAUGAGCCGCUGGCCAAAAUCACACUGUGGUCAGAGCAGUUUUACGACUUCUUCAGAUACGUGGAGAUGUCCACUUUCGACAUCGCCUCAGACGCGUUUGCCACUUUCAAAGACCUCCUCACAAGACACAAGCUACUGAGUGCAGAGUUCCUGGAGCAGCAUUAUGACAGAUUCUUCAGUGAAUAUGAGAAGUUACUCCACUCAGAAAACUACGUGACUAAAAGGCAGUCCCUCAAGUUACUGGGGGAGUUGCUUCUCGACCGGCACAAUUUCACCAUAAUGACGAAAUACAUCAGCAAGCCGGAGAAUCUCAAAUUAAUGAUGAACCUUCUACGGGACAAGAGCCGCAACAUCCAGUUUGAGGCGUUCCAUGUUUUUAAGGUGUUUGUGGCCAACCCCAACAAGACGCAGCCCAUCCUGGACAUCCUGCUGAAGAACCAAACCAAACUCAUCGAGUUUCUCAGCAAGUUCCAGAACGACAGGACGGAGGACGAACAGUUCAACGAUGAAAAGACUUACCUGGUCAAACAGAUCAGGGACCUCAAGAGGCCUGCCCCCCAGGAGGCCUGAGGACGGGUGCAGAUGUUGGGGCAGCGGGGGGAAGGGAGGGAGGAGGAGCCACCAGGACCAUGUCUGGACCACAUCCAGACGACGUCUGCUUAACGGACCCGUCAGCAGCUGCUGGUCUGGUUUCUGAACAAAAAUUGGAUCAACUCAUCAGGAAGUCGCCAGCUCCUCUGCUCCUCAGUGAACAUAUGAUUACCUUUUUUUCUCCCAGUCUUUUACCUUCAAAAAGAAAUACCAGAAAAUAAUAGAUGCUGCUGCUUUCUUGCACAUUGAGACAUGUUAGGUAUAAUAGAAUGACACGACAUCAGACAUAGGGACAGAAAACAAAGUAUGGCAGACUUCCUGAUAGACACACACACACACACACACACACACACACACACACACACACACACACACACACACCGAGGAACAAAAGUAUACACACGUUUACACAAAUAUAUGUAUUACAUGAAUAAAAAAAAUAAACAUGCAUACACACAUACUCCAAGAAUAUCAGCUAAAACCGUGUGAUGAAAAUGGUACGAGCAGGUUGAACAUUGGUGUGUUGGUUGCAUGCCUUGAAAUGUGACAGAUCCACGGCUGUGCCCGGCGUCGGCUCUGUGGCCCCCCGUCCGUCCGUCCGUCUGGCUCUUGCGUUCAGUGCCACAGAUGCGGGGAAAAUUGCACGCGCAUCACAGCAACCGCUACAGUUCGUAUCGUACGCCUUCAUCCACUAAAACAACAGUGGUUCAUUUUAGCGAUUCUGAAGGGGAGACGAGCUCUCAGAUGCCAUCACGCAGAACCAUUUACCUCCUGUGUGCUUUAUUACCACACGGCACUUGAAGCACAUGAGGGAAUGAUGGAGGUGAUGAGAGGUAUGAGUUUGGUAAAAGCCCUGAGAGUUGGGUCUCUUUAUUGUUUUCUUUUUUUUGGGACAGGGUGAACAUGUACAUAUGCCUUUUUUUUUCUUUUUUUUUCGCUUUGUAGAUUUUCUUUGUUUAACCUUGACUUAUGAAUAUAUAUUAUAUAUAUAUUACUUUAAACAUCACGUUUUUGGUUAACUGUAAUCAAAUUACUUUCUAAACCAUAAAAGAAACGACAAACAAGCUAAGUGACAUUGUUUUUUUUGUUUUUUUUUGCAUUUCAUUUUACUGCUGAAAUGGUUGCUGUUGGGUUUCUUUGUACAUAACUUAAAGGGCCAGCUCAAACUUAGCUAACCUCUAGGAUAUUAACAAUCUGUACAGCGGAGGAAUGUCAUGGUAUUAGCUCUGGAUCUGUUAAUCCUCUUUUUAUUCUCAUUUACAUUUGCUGAAGACGUGCAGGAGGGGGAUCGGGAGAGCAUUAACUGAAACAUUAAUGCCUGUGUGUUUUGUGCACUUUGUGAGGUGCUGAGCGACCGUCGUCACCUAACUGGAGUCGAGGAUAGCAGGGCUUCCCCUCCCUCCCUCCUCAAUUUCAUUAACUUGUUAUUCUCACUCUGCUAGUGGCCUGGGAGUGCUGUGUGGCCCCGCAGUGAGUGUGAUUCAGGGGUGAGCUCAUCAGGACAUUUGCAACUCAGCCGCCAUCCUUACUUUCCCUCCCCUUCUCCUCCUUUCUCCUCAUGUUUGAGCCUCUCUCUUCAGAGGGUUUAUAAUUCCAGUACAAUUGUGAGUGUAAAGCAUUGUGGGUAGCAGAGUAUACUUUGGGCACAUGUUGGGAUUGUCCUCAUGGUGCUGAGAAAAACUGAUGAAAACACAGAUUUCUGAAUUUACAGUGACUGAUAUGGUCGAUGUUAUGAGACAUAAAUACAUUUAAAUUAGAAAAACAUCUCAGUGCAGACGUCCGCACUACUCGGAUAGCCGGCAGUUCUUCCAUUCGCAUCGGACAUGCAUGAUCCUCACUGGCUGUGCAUGAUGCUGGACUAAAGAUGUUGUACUGGAAUUGUUUUUUGUUUUUUUUCCAAAGUAUUUAACAACAUUUGAAUGCCAAAUUGAACUAUUGGCUGUACGGCUGUGUGCUGACUUUGACUCCAGUUUCAGCAGAGAGAGUGUGGGUGCUUUCAGAAGUGUCAAAGGCCUGGGCCCUACAAUCGAAAUAAAGAAAAACAAAAAACAUU